GUACACAGUACUGACCAAGAGGAAGCGUCAACAAAGAUCUAAUAAGACAUUUAAUUCCAGGGAAUACUACGGCUUAGUACCUCCCAAUCUGGCGUCGUUACCAUUUAGGUUCAAAGCUGGAGGCGACGGUAAAAUGCCGUCUGCAGUAGCUACUCAUUCACACCGGCCGACUACGAAAGUCCAGCCUAAAACUUUCAAAUCCAAGAAAGCCACCAAAGGCGCUUUGCGAGAUCAAGCCAAAGGCAAAGUCCCAAACGAAAAAGGCCAGCGCAAAACCCCCCACCAACAAGUCAUGUCUAAAUUCGACCGUCGCAACCAGGCGAAACAGCGCCAAUUAACGAAACACAAGGAACACCAGAAGGGGACUUCUGUCUUCUCCGGACGAGAUGGUGCUCCGAGGAUAGUCGCUGUGGUGCCGCUCUGCUCAGACAUUGACGUCCCUUCAGCUAUCCAAAACCUCAACAAUAGCCUCGAUAUCGAAUCCGAAUUCUCCGAGACCAACUACCGAGUAUCCGUCGAUAGAUUCAAGCAAAAGCUUCAAUAUGUGCCAGUCGCAAGAGACCUUACCGCAUGCAUAGAUGCGACACGAGUUGCCGACUUUGUCGUAUUCGUACUAUCGUCGGAAACCGAGGUUGAUCCCCUAGGCGAACUCAUCAUCCGAAGCAUCGAGAAUCAGGGAAUGUCUACAUUAUUCACGGUCGUCCAGAACCUAGACAAAAUUCAGCCCGCGAAAGCCCGACCGGAUGUUGUCAAGUCACUCGUCUCAUUUAUGACACAUUUCCAUCCAGGACAAGAAAAGAUAUACAGCCUCGACUCAAGACAAGAGUGCUCAAAUCUCAUGCGAUCCCUUUGCAGCACGACACCUAAGGGGAUCAAUUGGAGAGAUCAACGAUCAUGGAUGCUUGUCGACGAGAUCCAGUGGCCAUCAACCGAAGAGGAAUCGACAGUAUUGACUGGUGUCAUCCGAGGAAGAGGCCUUAAGGCCGAUCGUCUAGUUCAUGUAGGAGACUGGGGUACAUUCCAAAUCGAGAAGAUCACAGCCGCGCCGCUCACGACCCGGAAACGAAAGGAUGAUGGGAUGGCUGUAGAUGCGACAGAACCGGAGAACAUUUUGGAGACUCCAGACGAGGAUCAAGACGACCUUACCGAUUUAGCCCCGGAAGAAGCGCCGGUGGAGGAUUUGGAAAUGGAGGGAGAUGUGAAAGAACCUACAAGCAAAAAGGGCGUAUUGCUAGACGAUCAUCACUAUUUCUCAGAGGAUGAGCCGGAGGCAUACGUCCAGCCAAAGAAACUUCCAAAAGGAACAUCAAACUAUCAAGCCGCGUGGUUCUUGGAUGAUGUAUCAGAUUCAGAAUCCGAGCUUGACGAUCAAGAGAUGGAAGAUGUGCAGGGUGAAAGUGUUCCGGCUGCUCCGGAGGACGGCAUGGAAGGCGUAGCUCAAAACGAACCUACUGAGGCUGCCAUGUCAGAAUAUCCUCAGUCGGAGAUGUUCGUUGAGCCAAAUGAGGAUGACGAUGCGGCACAACUAGAAGCAUAUCGGGCGAGGAGACGUGACGAGGCGGAAGACGACAAAGAGUUCCCAGACGAGAUCGAAUUACAUCCGAAUGUUCAGGCUAGGGAACGUCUAGCAAAAUACCGAGGUUUGAAGAGCUUACGAACAAGUCCUUGGAAUACAGAGGAAGAUCGACCGUAUCAACCAGAAGAAUGGUCAAGGUUAUUACAAAUUUCCGAUUACCAGUCCUCGCGAAACCGUUCAAUACGAGAGGCUCUAGUUGGUGGAGUGGCCCCCGGAACUAGGGUUCACGUUCAUCUUCGAGGUGUUCCUAAGGAAUUAGAAAAGACAUAUACUCCUUCGCAACCAAUUACCCUCUUCUCCCUAUUACGACACGAAAACAAGAAAACAUCAUUAAACUUUGAUGUUACUCAUAAAGAGGACUAUGAGAAAUCAAUUAAGGCCAAGGAGGAGCUUAUCGUUCAAUGUGGCCCACGGCGAUUCGUCAUUAAUCCCCUGUUUUCGCUCCCUGGCAGUACUGAGAACGAUGUCCACAAGCACUGCAGAUACCUUCACCCCGGUCAGUCUGCAAUUGCAACAUUCAUGGGUCCCAUAACUUGGGGGUCCGUGCCGACAUUAUUCUUCAAGCGCACAAGCUCUGAAGAAACCGGGGUGCCAUUACAAUUAGUGGCCACAGGAACCGCACGAGCACCUUCAACGUCAAGGGUCAUUGCGAAGCGCGUUAUCCUAACUGGUCACCCUUACCAUAUCCACAAGAAGGUCGUUACGAUCCGAUACAUGUUCUUCAACCGAGAGGAUGUAGAAUGGUUUAAGGCAUUGCCGUUAUGGACGAAGAGAGGACGAAGUGGAUAUAUCAAAGAGACUCUUGGUACCCACGGGUACUUCAAGGCCAACUUUGACGGAAGAAUCAACCCACAGGAUGCGGUUGGCGUUAGUUUAUACAAGCGAGUAUGGCCGCGGGAUGCCAUCCCCUUUACUGGCCCUCUUUUGGUAGAAGGGGCUUCGGAAGUGCAAAACGAGGCUAUGGACGAGGAUAUUCUAUAGACAUUAAAUGAUGGGUAAAAGGCGUUAGAACUCUGGUUUGUAGUCAAUCACUUGAGGGUCAUCGCAAGAAGCAUCACCCACGGCUAUCAGGGCCA
Messenger RNA from Hypoxylon trugodes, 2652 nucleotides. RefSeq names its product DUF663-domain-containing protein. Gene Ontology annotation, biological process: maturation of SSU-rRNA from tricistronic rRNA transcript (SSU-rRNA, 5.8S rRNA, LSU-rRNA); endonucleolytic cleavage of tricistronic rRNA transcript (SSU-rRNA, 5.8S rRNA, LSU-rRNA); ribosome biogenesis. Lineage: Eukaryota; Fungi; Ascomycota; Sordariomycetes; Xylariales; Hypoxylaceae. Bases 134 to 2557 code for a protein of 807 amino acids. The transcript is spliced from 2 exons. Gene Ontology annotation, cellular component: preribosome, small subunit precursor; nucleus. The record is from RefSeq and is a predicted model, not a curated record. Gene Ontology annotation, molecular function: GTP binding; GTPase activity; U3 snoRNA binding.